UCGCUCUCUCUCUCUCACUCUCUUUUCUUUCCGCGCAAGCCGUAGCAUAUACAUUGAUGUGUACUCUGGAUACAAAGGCCGUCGACACUAGGCCAAAGGCGUCGCUAUUACAACUAUGUCUGACGACCAUGUGCUUUGCCGGCAUUCAAUUCACCUGGACGGUUGAGCUAUCAUAUGGGACACCCUAUCUUUUAUCGCUAGAGUUAUCCAAAGAGUUAACGGCGCUCGUGUGGUUUGCAGCACCCCUAUCAGGCUUGAUUGUCCAACCGCUUGUUGGUGCAUGGAGUGAUAAGCAUACAUCUCGAUUGGGUCGGAGGCGACCGUUCAUCCUCGGUGGUGGAGUGUUUGUUUGUUUAUCCUUGCUUUGUGUUGCUUAUUCCAAACAGAUUGCAGCAAUCUUUGUAACAGAUGAUAAUCCUGCUCAGAGUAAGGUGGCAAUCGCAGUAGCUGUGAGCGCAUUUUACGUGUUGGAUUUCUCACUGAAUGCAGUUCAAGCGUCGUGCCGAUCUCUCAUUCUCGACGUGUUUCCCAUCACACAGCAAGACACGGCGAAUGCGUUUGCAAGCAAUACCCAAAACGUCACCAAUGUGUUUGGAUACUUUAUCGGCUUUGUUGACUUGGUCAAGUAUGUGCCAGGGCUCGGGAAAUCGCAAAUGGAAGCAUUCUGUACAGCAGGCGUGAUUGUAUUUGUAUGUGCUAUAUCUGUAACAUGUUUCGCGGUGAAAGAGGUCCCGUAUCGGAAAACACGAGAUGAGUCAUCCGAACCAUGGUAUCUAAUUUUCGUGUACAUCUGGCAUGCAUUCCGCCAGCUUCCAUCGUCUGUGCAAAAAUUAUGCAACGUGAUGUUCUUUGCUUGGAUGGGAUGGUUUCCGUUUUUGUUCUACAGCACGACAUGGAUCUCUGACAUUUACUUUCAAACGCACGAAAUGGAAGAUCCAGACGCAUGGGACAAAGGAACACGCGCGGGAUCCUUUGCCCUCUUAUUAUACGCAAUAGUCGCAGUCAUUGCUGGAACAGUAUUACCCAUCCUUACGGCCAAUGGGUAUGUUUCGCUGAAAAACACCUACACUCUAUCACAUGUUGUCUUUGCAAUAGCCAUGGUGUCGACCGUGUUUGUGCACACAGUCGCAGGUGCCACCUUUUUGCUCAGUUUAUUGGGUAUCUCUUUUGCAUGUGCCAUGUGGAUCCCGUAUGCUCUGGUCGGCGAAUACCUUGUGGUCGAAAAUAAGCAGCAGCAGGAUGUCGAAGAACAAGUGAUGAUUGUAGAGGAUGGUUGUCGUAUUGAUGGUGAAGAUGGUGUGGAACAAAGUGGCAAUAGCACUGCUCGUCCAAGAACAGCUAGUAGCAACAGCAGCAGCAGCAGCAAGGAUGUAAAUUACGGAGCGACAACAACAGCUGUUGGAUCGUCGUCGGUAUCUUCAUCAUCAUCACAACAAGGACCAGCAGCAGUCCAAACGCAAAAAGAGGAUCAUAACAAGAAAACGAAAUACGAUGCAGGCAUGGUGCUCGGUGUGCUCAACAUGUACGUCGUAUUCCCCCAAUUUGCCGUCGCAAUCAUUUCAGCAGUAAUCUUUGCUAUUGUCCAUCAUCUUCAAUCCAAGAACAAAGACGCGGAGGGCGGCGGCGGAUCACCGGAGGAAGGAAGCAUGGAAGAAGCCGCAGGUGUUGCUUGGGUGCUUCGUUUCGGCGGUCUAAUGGCUGUGAUUGCCGCUGUUUUGAGUAGACGAGUGAUUGAUGUACAAGCACGCAUGUAGCAGCAAUAUGUAUCCAGCAUUAAAAAAGUUGACAUUUUUCAUGCGGCAUAAGAUUUAAAAAAAAUCUUUGGACUGCGUUCAAUUACUCUUUCUUACCUUACC
Molecule: messenger RNA, 1856 nt
Organism: Zychaea mexicana
Lineage: Eukaryota; Fungi; Mucoromycota; Mucoromycetes; Mucorales; Lichtheimiaceae
Product: major facilitator superfamily domain-containing protein
Exons: 8
Coding region: 57-1754 (565 amino acids)
Biological process (GO): transmembrane transport
Cellular component (GO): membrane
Molecular function (GO): sucrose:proton symporter activity
Source: RefSeq, a predicted model, not a curated record